AUGGAAGCUGUUGUGGAGGGUGGGGCAGAAUUGCGGGCUGGGCUCAGCAUCUCCCUCUGGGGUGGCCGAGAGAAUAAAAUGCCCAUCUUGAUCUCCAAGAUCUUCAAGGGGCUGGCAGCGGAUCAGACCGAGGCGCUGUACGUGGGGGAUGCCAUCCUCGCCGUCAACGGCACCGACCUGUCCGAGGCCACGCACGACGAGGCCGUGCAGGCCUUGAAGAAGACGGGCAAGGAAGUGAUCUUAGAAGUGAAGUACAUGAAGGAGAUCUCGCCCUACUUCAAGAACUCCUCGGCGGGGGCGACAGUCAGCUGGGACCCCUCUCCUGCUGCCCAGCAGAAGCGAUCAUCCCCGCUGCUGCCCCCUCGGGAGCUGCGGGAGAGCCGGAGCGUCCCUCUCAAGAUGUGCUACGUGUCGCGCAAGUGCCUCCCCGCUGACCCGGAGCACAGGUACCUGGAGGUGUGCUCGGCGGACGGGCGCGUUGCCCUCUUCCUGCGGGCGAAGGACGAGGCCACGGCGCAGUCGUGGCUCGGCGCCAUCCAGGCCAACGCGGCCGCGCUGCUGCCGCGGGUGAAGGAGGAGCUGCGGGCACAGCUGGCGGGGGCUGGCACGGUGGCCGGACGGGACGUCAAGCACGUGGGCUGGCUGACCGAGCAGCUCCCCAGCGCCGGCACCAGGAACCUCCUGGCCGUGCUCACAGAGAAGGAGCUGCUGCUGUACGGGAGCCUGCCGCAGAGCCGGGACGCCCUGGGCAAGCCCACGCACAGCUACCCCCUCAUCGCCACCAGGCUGGUGCACUCGGGGCCGGCCAAGGGCUCGGCGCUGUACGAGGCCGAGCGCUCCUUCGCGCUGCGCGCCGGCGGCCGCCUGGGCGUGCAGACCCAUCUCUUCAGCCUGGAGAGCCCCCGAGAGCUCGCCCUGUGGACGCGCCUGCUGGUGGACGGCACCCACGGCGCCGCCGAGCUGGCCCAGGAGGUCUCGGCAGCCUGCACGUGGAAGGGGCAGGACUGCACCCUGACCGUCCACAUCGACAAGGGCUUCACCAUCUCCACCAGCGAGCCCGGGCUCAGCAGGACCAUCCUGCUCCAGCAGCCCUUCGAGAAGCUGCAGAUGUCCUCGGAUGACGGCACCAAGAUGCUCUACCUGGAUUUCGGUGGACCGGAGGGAGAGAUCCAAUUAGACCUUCACUCCUGUCCCAAGACCAUUGUCUUCAUCAUCCACUCCUUCCUGUCGGCCAAGGUGACCCGGCUGGGGCUGCUGGCAUGACGAGGGAGCCCAGCACUGGCCGGAGCAGCCUCAGCGCUGGCCCAUCUAUGCACCUCCCUCCUGGCCCAACCCAGCCCCGAGCCAUCCCACGGAGACUGCAGCCCCCGUGGGAGCACAUCAGCCCCACCCAGGAGAAGCACCAUCCAGCCAGGAAAAGCCCCUCUUGGGUGUUUGGGGCAGCAGUGGGGUGAAACCCCUCUUGGAUGGCAGCACCAGGACUUCUCCGGUGCCUUCCUCCCCUCCUUCCUCGGCAGCUGGAGAAGCCCGUUGGGAGCCCACGAGUGGACACGUGGCCAUCACCCCAGUGCCUUGAGAGAUGAUAUUUUCUGUACAAAGACCCCCUUUGUAUCCAUGUUUUAUAUUUAUAUUGCCCACUUCAAAGUGCUGAUGCGGCAGCGCUUCCACAGCUGGGUUGGAGCCCUCGGAGAGUCCCCAGCUCCUGUGUCUGUUUUCCACACAGGCCACCCAAGGGCUGGAGGCCAAACCAGCUCUGAAGUGCUUAAGGGACAGGAACUGCAAGAUCAUCUGUAUUUGCCAAAUUUUUCCAUGUUGUAUGGAAUGCUAGGAACCACUUUUCUCUGUUGGAGUUGGACGGUUUGUUUGGUUUUGUGCACUCUGGGGUCACUUUAUUUCUUGGUUUGGGUGGGAGGGUUGUCAGGCGGCUG
Messenger RNA from Ficedula albicollis (Collared flycatcher), 1928 nucleotides. RefSeq names its product syntrophin alpha 1 (gene SNTA1). NCBI's taxonomy places the organism in Eukaryota, Metazoa, Chordata, Aves, Passeriformes, Muscicapidae. Gene Ontology annotation, cellular component: sarcolemma; neuromuscular junction; dystrophin-associated glycoprotein complex. Gene Ontology annotation, molecular function: structural molecule activity; protein binding. The transcript is spliced from 9 exons. The coding region runs from base 1 to 1263 and encodes 420 amino acids. The record is from RefSeq and is a predicted model, not a curated record.